Messenger RNA from Neopsephotus bourkii (Bourke's parrot), 1408 nucleotides. RefSeq names its product triple QxxK/R motif containing (gene TRIQK). Lineage: Eukaryota; Metazoa; Chordata; Aves; Psittaciformes; Psittacidae. The record is from RefSeq and is a predicted model, not a curated record. The transcript has 6 exons. Gene Ontology annotation, cellular component: endoplasmic reticulum membrane. Bases 282 to 542 code for a protein of 86 amino acids.
GGCAGGGCGGGCGGGGCCGGGAGGCGGGGACGCUCGGGCGGGAGGCGGUGGCAGCCCCGCCAGCACAGGAAGUCGCCCAGCCGCGAGAGGAGGCAGGAGGCGGAGCUGUACCGCUCGGCCCGAGGACUUGAUAUCUGUCUUCAUGGAAGCUGUGAAGAUGUAAGCCUACUUCAGAUGCAAGCAGCUGAGUUCCUGAAUUCAAUUACUACAUCACCUUGAGUGAACAGGAUUAUUGUCCAUAAAAACAGACUUCAGCAAAAGUGAUUUUUGGAUUGAAAACCAUGGGUAGAAAAGAUGCUUCUACAGCAAGAACUCCUGUUGACCAGUACAGGAAACAAAUAGGAAAACAAGAUUAUAAGAAAACCAGGCCUAUGUUAAGAGCUACAAGAUUAAAAGCAGAGGCCAAGAAAACUGCACUAGGCGUAAAGGAAGUUGCACUUGUCCUUGCAGCUAUACUGGUAUUUUUGUUGGCUUUCUAUGCUUUCUUUUAUCUUAACAUUUCCAAUGAAGUUGACCUUGAUCUGGAUCCAGAUGAAAACUAGCAGAUGCAAUGAAUCUAUCAUCAAGAUUUCUUCAGCUUCACCAAGACUACGUAGGAACACACAGUCCCUUCACUGUGAGACAGUAAAUGAUACCAUUUCUUGCAGUCCAAAUUCAUAAGAAAGUUUUGCAAUACGUCAGUCAGUCACUUUUACAUUCCAGAUCUCCAAAAUAAGAGAACACUUAUGCCAGGCAAGUGUAUUCAGUUAACAGGAAAGCCAGGAGCAUCCCUACAAUACAUGAAGUUUGUUGUUUACGUUAUUUGUUUUCUCAGGCAGAGAACUUUGAUGUCAAAAGACAGGUGCUAUUAUUAUCCUGGGUAUUGAUGCUGACUUCACAGGAGGAGAGUCUGCCUUGACUAAAUUUAGGAAUCAAAGCUUCCUAAUAGCCAAAUUAGUUUCCUUUUCCUUUCCCAAAAGAAGCAGAAAUGCCAAAUAAAAAGUCUUGUCUUGAUUUGUAUUUAAAAUAUACCAAAAAUCCCCCUCAUCCUUUCUCUCCCUUUUAAUCUUUUUUUGUGCAUGUGUGCACACACGCGCUUACGAAGAUGGAAGAAAUUGUAGGGAAAAAAUAUCUUUUUAGAAGCAGUCUGUCACCUCCUAUAUGGACUUAAUUUUUAUGUCAUCCCAGAUUCUGUGUGCCUAUAUAUCUGCAGUAAUCUUUUUCAUUCUUUUGCCAACUGUUCAGCACACAUGUGUUCUGUCAGAAAUGGCACCUGGAUGACAGAAGCUCUAACAUUCACAUAUGCCUCUGAAAUACAGUUCUUUGCCUCCUGUGCUGUCUGAACUAGUGUAAAUAGAAAGUUCAGUCGAUGUUGGUUUUAAUUAGUGUAUUGCUCUAUUAUUAAUAUAAAGUCAAAAUCAUAUAUUAA